This is a messenger RNA of Aspergillus chevalieri, 606 nucleotides long. RefSeq lists its product as uncharacterized. The record is from RefSeq and is a predicted model, not a curated record. The transcript has a single exon. Bases 1 to 606 code for a protein of 201 amino acids. NCBI's taxonomy places the organism in Eukaryota, Fungi, Ascomycota, Eurotiomycetes, Eurotiales, Aspergillaceae.
AUGGUUGACCAUCAUGUCCAAGCGUUGUCGGGCAAUGACAUGAACCUCACCUCUUUGUUCACGACAGACCACCUUCAUGCCCAUGAUGGAGCCGACUUUUUGGCAGCGGAGCUGGGCAUCUUCAACAAGACUAUUGCCGAUAUUUUCGCCUCACAUGUGUCCAGCUUUGAGAACAGUCCCAUUCAAGCCAGAAGCUCUAUCAACGGCAAAUGCCAGGGCCAUGGCAACAUUGAAGAUAGCCUGAGCAGCCUUCAGAUUAACACCAUUUGCUAUGCUAUCGCGAGUGGUGCAGCCGGCGGUGUCACCGCAGUCGUUGGUGUCGUUGACAGCAAGGUUUGCGUUGAGGCUGGUACUGGUCAUCCCCUGCCCUCGUGUAAGAGUAUUUUUGCGUUCAUCAAUACCGCUGGCACGACAUUCACUGGUGGCAUGGUCAACACUUAUUGCCCUCAAUUCCUCAGUCUCUUUGUGUCAUGCCAUGGCUCUGAUACACAGGCCACUGCACGAAGCAACAAGGCCUUUGAGAUGACUGGAUUCAACACUCAGAAAGACUACAACUGCAAGGAACCCCAUCAGGGUGAGCAAUGCGUUGCGACAACUGUCCAGUAA